This is a messenger RNA of Cololabis saira (Pacific saury), 1592 nucleotides long. RefSeq names its product tumor protein p53 inducible protein 3 (gene tp53i3). Gene Ontology annotation, molecular function: quinone reductase (NADPH) activity; NADPH binding; quinone binding. The transcript is spliced from 7 exons. NCBI's taxonomy places the organism in Eukaryota, Metazoa, Chordata, Actinopteri, Beloniformes, Belonidae. The coding region runs from base 154 to 1263 and encodes 369 amino acids. The record is from RefSeq and is a predicted model, not a curated record.
GAAGAGGUCAAGAACCUCCUCCAGCAGUCAGGUCCCUAUUGCACAAAACUGGACUUUAGUGGAGAGAAUGGCGCAACUAAACUUCCUUAAAACUUGUAGCAUUCAGCACGAAGUUGAGGAACCGUUGACAUCACAGGCUGCCGCUGAGGUCAAAUGAGUCGAAUCCUGUUUACUGGAAGACUUUUGUUAGGAACCUCCAGCAAAAACGCUCGGUACAAGUGUUUCUCUGGGUUGGCGAGGAUGAUGCGAGCGGUGUGUGUCGAUGUUCCCGGAGGCCCGGAGAACUUAGUCCUGAGAAACGUCCCGAGACCUGAACCGAAAGACGGAGAAGUGUUGAUCAAAGUCCACGCGGCCGCCCUCAACCGGGCCGACCUGCUGCAGAGACGAGGCCUGUACCCGCCCCCGCCGGGAGAGAGCGGCCUCCUCGGCCUGGAGGUCGCCGGGACCGUCCAGUCUCUGGGUCCGGGCCUGAAGAUGGGCUGGAAACCGGACGACCGGGUCAUGGCCUUGCUCGGCGGCGGCGGAUACGCCGAGUACGUUCCUGUGCGCGAGGAGCUGGUGAUGCCGGUUCCCUCCAACGUCCCGCUGCGGGAGGCCGCCGCCAUCCCGGAGGCCUGGCUCACCGCCUUCCAGCUGCUGGAACUCAUAGCUCAGGUGAAGGAGGGAGAGGUGGUGAUGGUCCACGCCGGAGCCAGCGGCGUCGGCACGGCCGCCGUCCAGCUGGCCCGGCUGCUCGGCGCCGUCCCCGUGGUCACGGCCGGGAGCCCAGAGAAGCUGGCGGUGGCGCAGGAGCUGGGCGCCGCCGCGGGAUUCAACUACAAGGAAGAACGCUUCGCGCAGGGAGUCCACGACUUCACUGGAGGAAAAGGAGCAAACGUGAUUCUGGACUGCAUUGGUGGCUCCAACUGGGAACAGAAUGUGAGCUGCUUGGCCGUGGACGGCCGGUGGGUUCUGUACGGCACCAUGGGGGGCCGGACGGUGGAGGGAGACCUGCUGGGGAAGCUGCUGUCCAAGCGAGGCCUCCUGCUGAGCAGCCUGCUCCGAUCCCGCAGCCUCCAGUACAAAGCGGAGCUGGUCAAGGCUUUUUCCCAGCGGGUUUUGCCGCAUUUCUCGGCCGGUUCCCCGUCCUUGAGGCCGGUGAUCGACAGCAGCUUCAGCCUGGAGGACGUAGCGGACGCUCACCGACACAUGGAGGCCAACAGGAACAUGGGAAAGAUCAUCAUCAACGUGGUCCCGCAGGAGGACGAGCCUCAGGGGCCGUGAUAUUGCUGAUCAUGGCUUACAGUUUAAGAAAACUCAAAUAUCCUAUCUCAAAAAAUUUGAAUAUUCUGGGAAUCUUUAUCUUAAACUGUAAACCAUAAUCAGAAAUAUUAAAAUAAUAAAAGGUUUGCAAUAUUUCAGUUGAUUUGUAAUGAAUCCAGAAUGUAUGACAUUUUUGUUUUUUUAAUUGCAUUACAGAAAAUAAAGAACUUUAUCACAGUAUUCUAAUUGUCUGAGACAGUCCUGUAUCUGAUUAACGCUAAUGAUCAUACCGUAUUAUUCCUUUAUUUUCACCCCUGGCUAAUAAAAUGGACCAAAUAUAUUAAUAUUUC